AUGGGUAAGGAAAAGGGACACAUUAACAUUGUCGUUAUCGGUCACGUCGAUUCUGGUAAGUCUACCACUACCGGACACUUGAUUUACAAGUGUGGUGGUAUUGACAAGCGUACCAUCGAAAAGUUCGAGAAGGAAGCCACCGAAUUAGGUAAGGGUUCUUUCAAGUACGCCUGGGUUUUGGAUAAGCUUAAGGCCGAACGUGAACGUGGUAUCACCAUCGACAUUGCCCUCUGGAAGUUCGAAACUCCCAAGUACUACGUUACUGUUAUUGAUGCCCCUGGUCACCGUGACUUCAUCAAGAACAUGAUUACUGGUACUUCUCAAGCUGACUGUGCCAUUCUCAUUAUUGGUGGUGGUACUGGUGAAUUCGAAGCUGGUAUCUCUAAGGACGGCCAAACUCGUGAGCACGCAUUGCUUGCCUACACCUUGGGUGUCAAGCAACUCAUCGUUGCUGUCAACAAGAUGGACUCUGUCCAAUACUCUCAAGCUCGUUUUGAGGAAAUUAUCAAGGAGACCUCCAACUUCGUCAAGAAGGUUGGUUUCAACCCCAAGACCGUUCCUUUCGUCCCCGUCUCUGGUUUCCAAGGUGACAACAUGAUUGAGCCUACCUCUAACAUGACCUGGUACCAAGGCUGGCAAAAGGAGAGCAAGGCUGCUGGUGUUGUUAAGGGUAAGACUCUUUUGGAAGCCAUUGACGCCAUUGAGCCUCCUAUCCGUCCCGUUGAGAAGCCUCUUCGUCUUCCUCUUCAAGAUGUUUACAAGAUCGGUGGUAUCGGUACAGUCCCCGUCGGUCGUGUUGAAACUGGUACUAUCAAGCCCGGUAUGAUCGUCAGCUUUGCCCCCGCUGGUAUUACCACUGAAGUUAAGUCCGUCGAAAUGCACCACGAGUCUCUCCAAGCUGGUCUUCCUGGUGACAACGUCGGAUUCAACGUCAAGAACGUUUCCGUUAAGGACAUCCGUCGUGGUAACGUUGCUGGUGACUCCAAGAACGACCCUCCUAUGGGCUGUGCUAACUUCACCGCUCAAGUUAUCAUUCUUAACCACCCCGGUCAAAUCUCCGUUGGUUACUCUCCUGUUUUGGAUUGCCACACUUCUCACAUUGCUUGCCGUUUCAACGAGCUCAUUGAGAAGAUUGACCGUCGUACCGGUAAGAAGAUUGAAGAAGCUCCCAAGUACGUCAAGUCCGGUGAUGCUUGUAUCGCACAAAUGCUUCCCAGCAAGCCUAUGUGCGUUGAAGCUUUCACUGACUACGCUCCUCUUGGCCGUUUCGCCGUCCGUGACAUGCGUCAAACCGUCGCUGUCGGUGUUAUCAAGGCCGUUGAGAAGUCUGCCCCUGGCCAAGCUAAGGUUACCAAGGCUGCCCAAAAGGCUGGUAAGAAGUAA
Schizosaccharomyces osmophilus is the source of this 1383-nucleotide messenger RNA. It is a transcript of the gene tef103, whose product is annotated as translation elongation factor EF-1 alpha Ef1a-c. The record is from RefSeq and is a predicted model, not a curated record. Gene Ontology annotation, molecular function: GTPase activity; GTP binding; translation elongation factor activity. The transcript has a single exon. NCBI's taxonomy places the organism in Eukaryota, Fungi, Ascomycota, Schizosaccharomycetes, Schizosaccharomycetales, Schizosaccharomycetaceae. Gene Ontology annotation, biological process: translational elongation; translation. The coding region runs from base 1 to 1383 and encodes 460 amino acids.